Plasmopara halstedii is the source of this 582-nucleotide messenger RNA. Its product is annotated as copia-like retrotransposable. The transcript has a single exon. Gene Ontology annotation, molecular function: nucleic acid binding. NCBI's taxonomy places the organism in Eukaryota, Oomycota, Peronosporomycetes, Peronosporales, Peronosporaceae. Bases 1 to 582 code for a protein of 193 amino acids. Gene Ontology annotation, biological process: DNA integration. The record is from RefSeq and is a predicted model, not a curated record.
AUGCACCAGAGUGUUAUCUGGCCGCUAGCGGUGAGCUUUGGCAUCGCCGGCUCGGUCAUGCGUCGUGCCACGCAGUCAAUAAACCUAUUCGCUCGGAGCACUGGGAUCCAAGACAAAAGUGUGCGAUACGGCGGGAAUUUGCAGGGUCUGCGCAUUGGCAAAGCAGACGCGCGCCUCAUUCCCACAACACGAGGGGGGGAAAGCAUUAAGGAGCAAUACGAGCGGCGUGUUGGGGUCGUGUGCUCGGACGUCGCCGGGCCGAUAACCCCAUCGUCUGUGUCACGAUCUCGUUACUACGUCACGUUCACUGUAAUGUCGGCGCGAUUCCCGAUGGUCUAUCCGAUGCGCGCCAAGUCCGAAGUCCUAGAGCACUUUAGCAGCUUUCGGACUUACAUCGAGGCAUCGUCAGACACACGCGUUAAUAUUUUACGAAGUGACAACGGCGGCGAGUUUACCAGCAAAGAUUUGCAAACGUACUGUGAGAAGACUGGAGUAGGACAGCAGCUCACGGCUCCGUACAACCCGGAGCAAAAUGGAAUGAGUGAUCGCCUCAACCGCACUUUGGUCGAGAUGGCGCGCUGA